UUAGUACUAAAUGUUGGCUAUAAUACACAGAUAAGUCAAUGUGAAAUACCAGAAUCAGUAACUCAUUUAGAACUAGGUUUUUUAUGUGUAGAUGAGUCCCCUCUUCAAAAACUUCCAUCGAAUUUAAAAUUCUUUAAACCAAGUCCUAGCUUCAACCAUCAAAUUAUCGAGGGCUACCUACCGCAAUCAUUAGAGGUUUUAAAAUUUCCCAAAAUGUCAUCUUUUAAUCAAGAGCUUUUACCCAAUACUUUACCCCAUAAUUUAAAAACUCUCAAAUUUGGAAUGUCCUAUACUAAACAAAUUCAAGUUGGGGUAUUACCAAAAGCACUUCAAAUACUAAAG
Messenger RNA from Dictyostelium purpureum, 342 nucleotides. RefSeq lists its product as uncharacterized. The transcript has a single exon. The record is from RefSeq and is a predicted model, not a curated record. Lineage: Eukaryota; Evosea; Eumycetozoa; Dictyosteliales; Dictyosteliaceae. The annotation marks the transcript as partial.